Mercenaria mercenaria is the source of this 1033-nucleotide messenger RNA. RefSeq names its product arginine kinase-like. The transcript has 3 exons. Gene Ontology annotation, molecular function: creatine kinase activity. The record is from RefSeq and is a predicted model, not a curated record. Bases 1 to 945 code for a protein of 314 amino acids. Gene Ontology annotation, biological process: phosphocreatine biosynthetic process. Lineage: Eukaryota; Metazoa; Mollusca; Bivalvia; Venerida; Veneridae.
AUGGCGCACCAUGUUUCCAUACAAGCAUGUAUUGAACAACUUGAUGUCGAAAUUGGCUUUCGCGCAACCGACCCAGAUGCGUAUGUCACAUUUGGGGCUCUGUUCGAUCCGGCAAUUAAAGACUACCAUAAGAUUCCUAUGAAUGCCGAUAUUCGUCAUCCGUCUCCUUCUUUUGGCUCCGUUGAUGAUUUGGACAUAAAGGACCUGGAUCCUGAUGGGAAAUACGUUAUAUCCACUCGAGUCCGCGUAGGUCGCAACUUAGACGGUUUUCCGUUUCAGUCGCUAUUGUCCGACGACGAAAGAGCCAAGGUUGAGACUAGGUUGAAGAACACCUUUGGUCAGCUUCAGCUAGUAAAGGAAUACGAUGGAGAAUAUCACUCGCUUGAGACGAUGACUGAAGCAGAAGAAAAGAACCUGAUUGAAACACAUUUACUUUUCAACCACUCGAAUAGCGCUUCCAGAUCAGCCGGCGUUUACCGGAAUUGGCCAAUGAACCGUGGUAUUUACAUAAACAAGACGAAAACAUUCUUAGUCUGGAUCAGCGAAACAGAUCACACACGUAUAAUCUCAAUGCAGCCCGGCGGACGCAUUGAUCAAGUCUAUUCGAGACUAGUAGAAGGUGUACGUAUAAUAGAAAAACAGCUCCGCUUUGCACACAGUGAUCGUCUUGGUUACAUAACCUUCUGCCCAACUAACCUUGGGACCACACUCAGGGCCUCAGUUCACAUCAAAAUCCCUAAGCUAGCUGCUAACAAGGAGGUUUUGGGAAAGCUGUGUGAUGACUACAAUCUACAAGUACGUGGGAUAGAUGGUGAUGGUACCGGCAUAUUCGGAGAUACAUUCGAUAUAAGCAACAAACGUAGAAUGGGCCUUACAGAAAUACAGGCAGUGGUAGAAAUGGCAGCCGGUGUAAAGGCCAUCAUAAAUGAAGAAGAAAAUUUAUAGAUGUUUGUCGGGCAGAUUAAAUAAAGCACACAUUUGAUAUUAUAAGUACUGAUUUUUAUAUAUUUAUUCUUUUAUUUAUUUAACAGAA